UGUAGGAGUUGCAUUGCUGAGAUCUGCUGCGCAAUUCGCACGAUAAGCUGUAGCCAAAAGCUUACAGAACAGAACUUUCAUUGGCUCGAGCCAUGAAAAGAGGCACAUACGUAUCUCGAGCUUGUACUUUUUGCCAGGUCAAAAAGCUGAAAUGUGAUGGCGGCAAGCCUUGUAGCGCUUGCGCUUUGCGAGACCAAGAAUGUGUCACGAAGUCCAAGAAGUCACGAAGGCCACUGCCAGAUUCUCUUCCUCAGCGAUCAAUAGACUCAGAAAACACAAGUCCCACCGCUACGGACGAUCUACAGCAUACACCCGCGCUGACUGAGGAGAUUUCUCAGCUCGAAGAGCGACUUGCGCGUCUCAAGCGGCUAAGUGCGUCCCGCGAUCAAACCCUCUCUCAGUCUCAAACACCUCUGCUCGAAGAUCGUCAUGUACAUUUAGGAGCUGAGCGUUCGAUUGACUCAGGCGAAGGGCUUGCUGCGACUUACCCAGAACACAAAAAUGCUAAUGUGCCAGCUAUGAUUCAAAGCACAUUGAGUAAGGUGAUGAAGACGUCCGAAGUUUGCUCAAGCGUUGAUGAGUGGCCUACCUUGCUGGAAACCUUCUGCGAAGCUGUUCACCCACUCUAUCCUUUCAUCGAAAUUUCUGCAUUAAGAGUGUCUCUUACAGGAUUGCAGCAGCACGUCCAUACUCAGGUCCCACGGGUUGAAGCAACACUCUCAGAAAACAUGCUUGAAUCAUAUGCGCAAGUGUUGGUAUGUCUAGCGCUCGGCCGUUGCACCAUGUACGGCCGAUCGAGUGUGGACUCUGGCCGCUACUCAGCAGGCUGGAGGUUCUAUUGCGCUGCCAUAGAUAUGCUGGGCAAUAUCUUUGAUCCUUGUGUUAGAAGCCGUUGUGGACUAUCCAGAGUGCAAACUUUUACUCUUAUGGGAUUGUAUCUUGUUCGUAUCGACGCUAUUGAUCGAGCUUUCAGCGUCAUCUCCCUGGCUGUCACAGACGCAUAUCGACUAAAACUACACUGUGAGAGCGCACUAAAACUAUUGCCAAAGGCUCUUUCGGAAAAUUGUCGACGCACUUGGUGGAGUCUUUACAUUCUGGAACACCGAAUGGCAUCAUACGCAAACAGACCAAGUCUGAUUCAAGAUGACAUGGUCAACACAGAUCUGCCUGAUCAUCUUUCGAACAUUUGGUCGAAUUACCCAAGCCACCGCCACAAUGCCGUGACCGCAUCGGGAGAAGAGACAGAGGGGAGAGACACUGCCGACGACCAAGUCACGAUACUGUAUCUGAAUGCCAUGAUAGAGCAUUCCAAAAUCUACAGCAAGGUUUGGCGUGAGCUUCAUUUCGAAGACUUGUCAGAUCAACCCAUCAAUCAAGCCACACUCGAGUCUCUGGAAUCUAUGCUGUUUAUGUGGAAACACAAUUUACCCAACGGGCUGAAGUUCAACGCUUCAUUCGCUGAAGAAGAACUACAUAGACCUAUGCGAGCUCGCCGAAGUCGACUUCGCAUUCUCCUACACAUGCGAGAUCUCUGGUUGCGGAUCACCAUUCGAAAACCACUUCGACAGCGCAAAUAUUGGCUUGACAACUUCGAUAACGAAGCAACAUGUGUCAAGCUCGCAGGUCAACUUGUCGAUGCAUCGCCUUUGAUGUCGCCAACCGACAACAUCUUUACGUUUCCCUUUGUUCACUACCUUCUCGGCGCCGCAUCUAUCGUCAUCGGUUUGGCUAGCAAACUACCAGUUUUCAAGAACGAAUGCGGAGCGAUCGCAGUCCAAGCAGCACGAUUGGUCAACACGUUUUGUGAAAGGACAUGGGUCUCGGGACAGAUGGCCAGAUCCAUCGCGAAGCUCAACGAGAUGGUGGUUCAGGCUGUAGGAACAGAUGUGACUGGACUUCCGGAGCCUGGGAGCCGUGAUCAUGCUACAAGCGACAGCCUUGACCAGCCAAGCUCCUCAAAUCAGCCCACGUGCCACGCGCAAUCAAGCACACAACGUCUGGCGAAUCCAGCGCCCACGAGAGAGUCGGACAUUCUUGACAAAGCUCCAAUGAAUUCUUCGGAAACAGCUCUCGAUGACAUCAAUGCGCCGAUGGAUGAUGCUCAGCUCAUGCAAUGGAUGGAAACCGUUCAACCGCUCAUCACGUCCAAUCACCCAUUCGAAAGCUGGGCUUUCAAUAUGCCGGGGGGGUCCGAGUCUGUCAUCAACGGCAUGGAAGACACUGAAUUUCUGAGUGGAGGCUGGUUUGACGUGUCCAGGCUUGGAUGAAGCUCUUGCUUAACUCCCGGGCUUUACACACUUUCGUCCAGGCGGUCUCGUCCGAAGGACUGUAGCUUUGUCUCAGCAGUGCUGCGAAAUUGUGCCAGACUGGGAGCAAGUGUAGCAGUGG
Aureobasidium pullulans EXF-150 is the source of this 2388-nucleotide messenger RNA. RefSeq lists its product as uncharacterized. The record is from RefSeq and is a predicted model, not a curated record. Bases 93 to 2267 code for a protein of 724 amino acids. The transcript is spliced from 5 exons. Gene Ontology annotation, biological process: DNA-templated transcription; regulation of DNA-templated transcription. NCBI's taxonomy places the organism in Eukaryota, Fungi, Ascomycota, Dothideomycetes, Dothideales, Saccotheciaceae. Gene Ontology annotation, molecular function: zinc ion binding; DNA-binding transcription factor activity, RNA polymerase II-specific; DNA binding.